AUGGUGAUCACCCCGGCUACGUCGCGCGAUAUACUCAUCGUUGGAGGUGGCUUGGGAGGCCUGGCUGCUGCCACAGCCCUGUCAGCAGAUGGGCAUCGGGUCCGAGUCCUGGAAGGAACCAAAGUUUUUGCAGAGGCCGGCGCAGGCAUCAGACUGCCGCCGAAUUCGACGCGACUGCUUCAGAAAUGGAACAUUGAUUUCGGAGAGAUCAAAUACUGCCGUGCCGGAUCCUACCAUUUUCGCAGAUGGCAAGAUGGCAGCACGAUCCGCAUCAUCCCCCUUCACGAAGCCGAGACGCUCUGGGGAGCACCCUACCUGCAUGUUCAUCGGGCAGAUCUACACACCGGUCUGCUGAAAAAGGCGCUCGCAAACGGCGUCCAGGUGGUGAACAACGCCAAGGUCGUCAAGUACGAUUUCGAUGCUCCCUCUGUAACGCUCGAGGAUGGCCAGGUGCUGACAGCCGAGCUCGUGCUUGCAGCUGAUGGCAUCAAAUCGCUUGCCCGGGCGCAACUGUUUGGGAACAGUAUCCCGCCCAGAGACACAGGCGACGUUGCGUACAGAAUACUCAUCAGAGGCGAGCAGAUGCUGAAAGAUGCUGAGCUUGCCCCAUUGAUCCUGCAACCCGGCACAACGUCGUGGUGCGGGCCUGAAGCGCACAUUGUCGGCUAUCCCAUCAGGGCCGGGGAAUUGUACAACAUUGUCGUCUGCGCCACGAGAAGGCCUGGAGAGUGUGAGACCGACUGGGUCAUCCAGGGGGACAGGGCCGACCUGAUGGAUCGAUUCAAAGACUGGGAGCCGAGAAUCCAGAAAUUGUGCGCUCUUGCAGACUCGUUCCUGAAGUGGAGACUUCACGAUCUGAUGCCUGUGCCAUCCUGGGUACACUCUGCUAGCAAGGUGGCAUUGCUGGGCGACAGUUGCCAUCCUACACUUCCCUACCUGUCACAAGGCGCGGCUGCAGCGUUCGAGGACGCUGCUUGUUUGUCUCAAGGCCUGCGCAGACGGUCAACCAUCGCUGCCGCAUUGUCGGAUUAUGAAGCCAUCCGCAAACCUCGCGCAAGUAUCAUCCAAGCAAAGUCAAGGGAGCAUCAAGAAUUACUGCACGUAGAGGAUGGAGAGUUCCAGCGUCGACGGGAUAUGGAGAUGGCCAUGGACAGAGACUCCAAUCCCCUGUUCUGGGGCUGGGCCGAUCGCAGGAAGUGGCUCUUUGCUCAUGACGCCGAAGCCGCCGAAUCUUUCGUGCCGUUGGUAACUGAAGACGGGGCGAAGCCCUCCUCGCAAAGACAGGCCAGCCAGCGUGGGUUCUUUUCGGUACAGUCUUUGCCAAUUACGGCGCAGGCAGUCAAGCUAUGA
Capronia coronata CBS 617.96 is the source of this 1350-nucleotide messenger RNA. RefSeq lists its product as uncharacterized. The transcript is spliced from 5 exons. Gene Ontology annotation, biological process: secondary metabolite biosynthetic process. Bases 1 to 1350 code for a protein of 449 amino acids. NCBI's taxonomy places the organism in Eukaryota, Fungi, Ascomycota, Eurotiomycetes, Chaetothyriales, Herpotrichiellaceae. Gene Ontology annotation, molecular function: FAD binding; monooxygenase activity. The record is from RefSeq and is a predicted model, not a curated record.